Messenger RNA from Cannabis sativa, 4740 nucleotides. RefSeq names its product tripeptidyl-peptidase 2. Gene Ontology annotation, molecular function: tripeptidyl-peptidase activity; serine-type endopeptidase activity. The coding region runs from base 162 to 4361 and encodes 1399 amino acids. The record is from RefSeq and is a predicted model, not a curated record. The transcript has 34 exons. Gene Ontology annotation, biological process: proteolysis. Lineage: Eukaryota; Viridiplantae; Streptophyta; Magnoliopsida; Rosales; Cannabaceae. Gene Ontology annotation, cellular component: cytosol.
ACGCACCCAACAACUGAGCCCCGGACAUUGAGGUCGAGCCUCAACUCCCCGCCUCCUUCGACCCAAUCCUCGAACCCCAAAAACACCGCCGCCGCCACCUAAUCCCUAAAAUUACCAAAACACCCCCAACCCAUAAUAAAUAAAAAUAAAAUAAAAAAAAGAUGCUUAACCCAAUGCUAUUAUUGCACAAAUUACCAUCAGUGCCCUCGUCCUCACUCUCUCUCUUACAGCAACAGUUCUCGCUUCUUGUUAGACCCGAAAGAAUCAACCAAACGCGAAGACCAAGAAAAUCAGACUCGAACAGAAGAAGUAGUAGUAGUAAAAGGCCAGGUACUAGCGGCAGCGGUGGUGUUACUGGAAGUUUUAGGGUUACGGCAAUGCCUGGUUCUUCAUUCGGUGCUGACGAUAAUGGUUCGCUUCGUAAAUUCAAACUGAACGAGUCAACGUUUUUGGCUUCACUCAUGCCUAAGAAGGAGAUUGGUGCCGAUCGCUUCCUUGAGGCUCACCCUGAAAACGAUGGACGUGGUGUUGUCAUCGCUAUCUUUGAUUCUGGAGUAGACCCUGCGGCUGAUGGAUUGCAAGUUACCUCCGACGGAAAGCGGAAAAUUAUAGAUGUCAUUGAUUGUACUGGUAGUGGAGAUAUUGAUACGUCUAAGGUUGUUAAGACUGCUGAAGAUGAACGUAUUAUCCGUGGAGCUUCAGGAGCUUCCCUGGUUGUCAAUUUUAUGUGGAGUAAUCCCACUGGUGAAUGGCACGUGGGUUAUAAAUACGCAUAUGAGUUGUUUACAGAUAAAUUGACUUCUCGAUUGAAGAAGGAAAGAAAGAAAAAAUGGGAGGAACAAAAUCAGGAAGAAAUUGCUAAUGCUGUUAAGCAACUUGAUGAAUUUGAACAGAAACACUGUAAACUUGAGGAUGCAAACAUUAAGAGAGUUCGUGAAGACCUUCAAAAUAGAGUUGAUUAUUUACGAAAGCAAGCUGAUAGCUAUGAUGACAAAGGGCCUGUCAUAGAUGCUGUUGUCUGGCAUGAUGGAGAAUAUUGGGUGGCUGCCUUAGACACACAAAGUCUUGAUGAUGACCCAGAUAGUGGAAAACUUGCUGACUUUUUGCCCUUAGCAAAUUAUAGGGUUCAACGAGAGUAUGCUGUGCUCAGCAAGUUAGAUGCCUGUACAGUCGUUCUUAAUGUGUAUGAUGAGGGAAAUGUUUUAAGUAUUGUAACAGACAGCUCCCCUCACGGCACUCACGUUGCUGGUAUUGCUAGUGCUUUCCAUCCAAAGGAACCCUUGUUGAAUGGAGUUGCACCAGGGGCACAACUGAUAUCUUGUAAAAUUGGAGAUUCACGCUUAGGUUCAAUGGAGACAGGAACCGGUCUAACACGAGCUAUUAUAGCUGCUAUAGAGAACAAAUGUGAUCUUAUCAACAUGAGUUAUGGAGAACCUUCUUUGCUGCCAGACUAUGGCCGCUUUGUUGACCUUGUUAAUGAAGUCGUAAACAAGCACCGAUUGAUAUUUGUGAGUAGUGCUGGUAACAGUGGUCCAGCUUUGAGCACUGUUGGAGCACCUGGUGGUACUACUUCAACCAUCAUAGGAGUUGGGGCAUAUGUCUCCCCAGCUAUGGCUGCUGGUGCUCAUGGUGUUGUUGAAGCCCCAUCUGAAGGGCUUGAAUAUACUUGGUCCAGCCGAGGACCAACUGCUGAUGGAGAUCUUGGUGUUUCUAUAAGUGCUCCUGGUGGUGCUGUUGCUCCUGUUCCUACGUGGACUCUCCAAAGUCGUAUGCUCAUGAAUGGAACAUCAAUGGCAUCACCAUCUGCCUGUGGGGGUGUUGCGUUGCUUUUAAGUGCAAUGAAGGCUGAGGGAAUUCAGGUGAGUCCCUACAGUGUGAGGAAAGCUCUUGAGAACACAUGUGUUCCUGUAGGCAGUGUACCCGAGGAUAAGUUGUCCACUGGGCAUGGACUUAUGCAAGUUGACAAGGCACAUGAAUAUUUACAACAGUCCAAGGAUGUACCAUGCGUUUGGUAUCAAAUAAAAGUCACUCAAUCUGGAAAAACAACUCCUGUAUCACGAGGCAUCUACCUCAGAGAGCCUAGUUCUUGCCAACAAUCUAGUGAGUGGACAGUUCUUGUUGAGCCAAAAUUUCAUGAAGAUGCAAGCAAUUUGGAUGAUUUGGUUCCCUUUGAGGAGUGUAUUGAGUUACAUUCAAGUGAUCAAGCAGUUGUAAGGACUUCAGAGUAUCUCCUUCUUACACAUAAUGGACGGACCAUUAGUGUAGUAGUGGAUCCAACCAAUCUUAGUGAAGGACUGCACUAUCAUGAAAUUUACGGUAUUGAUUGUAAAGCUCCCUGGCGUGGUCCUCUUUUCAGAAUACCAAUUACUAUUAUUAAGCCCAUCGCUGUAUUGAAUCGACCUCCAUUGGUCACAUUUUCUGGGAUGUCUUUUCUACCAGGCCACAUUGAGAGAAGAUUUUUAGAGGUGCCUCUUGGUGCCACUUGGGUCGAAGCAACCAUGCAAACCUCAGGAUUCGAUACAGUUCGUAGAUUUUUUGUUGACACUGUUCAGCUCUGUCCUCUGCAAAGGCCUAAUAAGUGGGAGAGUGUUGUCACAUUUUCUUCUCCUUCUACCAAGAGCUUUUCCUUUCCUGUUGUUGGUGGCCAGACAAUGGAAUUAGCUAUAGCGCAGUUUUGGUCCAGUGGCAUAGGAAGCCAUGAAAAAACUAUUGUAGAUUUUGAGAUUGCAUUUCAUGGAAUUAAUAUAAAUAAAGACGAAGUACUACUUGAUGGAAGUGAAGCACCAGUAAGAAUUGAUGCCGAAGCUCUAAUGGCAUCUGAGAAACUUGCACCUGCUGCUAUUCUAAACAAGGUCAGAAUUCCUUACCGUCCUGUUGAGGCUAAAAUUUCUACUCUUACAACAGAUCGUGACAAACUACCCUCAGGCAAACAAACCCUAGCACUGAAAUUAACGUACAAGUUUAAACUGGAAGAUGGAGCUGAAAUAAACCCUUUCAUUCCAUUACUUAACAACCGCAUAUAUGACACUAAGUUUGAGUCUCAGUUUUAUAUGAUUUCUGACACAAACAAGCGUGUAUAUGCAAUGGGUGAUGUUUACCCAGAUCGCUCGAAACUUCCCAAGGGAGAAUACAUCUUACAGCUUUAUUUAAGACAUGACAAUGUGCAGUAUCUGGAAAAGUUGAAGCAGUUAGUGCUAUUCAUUGAAAGAAAGUUGGAAGAGAAGGAUGUAGUACGAUUGAGCUUUUUCUCUCAACCAGACGGUACUGUGAUGGGAAAUGGCAGUUACAAGUCAUCACUUUUAGUUCCUGGGAUAAAAGAAGCAUUUUAUGUGGGCCCACCAUCUAAAGACAAGCUUCCAAAGAAUUGUCAGCACGGUUCUGUACUUUGUGGAGCAAUCUCAUAUGGAAAGCUAUCCUAUCAUGGGGACGGGGAUGGAAAAAAUCCACAAAAGAACCCUGCGUCUUAUAAAAUUUCUUAUAUAGUGCCACCAAAUAAGCUAGAUGAGGACAAAGGGAAAGUUUCUGCUCCAACUUGUACAAAAUCUGUCUCUGAACGUAUAGAAGAGGAGGUUCGAGAUGUAAAGGUAAAACUUCUUGCAAGCCUAAAGCAAGAUACCGAUGAAGAAUACUCAGAGUGGGAAAGUUUGUCUCUCUCGUUGAAGUCCGAAUAUCCAAACUACACCCCACUUCUUGCUAAAAUAUUGGAAGGUUUGCUUUCUCGAAACAACAUUCAGGACAAAAUAAGCCAUAACGAAAAGGUCAUUGAUGCAGCAAAUGAGGUAGUUGAUAGCAUUGACAAAGAUGAGUUGAUAAAAUUCUUGGCGCUUAAGAUUGAUCCAGAAGAUGAUGAAGCAGAGAAACUCAAAAAGAAAAUGGAGACGACUCGUGAUCAGUUAGCAGAAGCACUCUAUCAGAAAGGAUUGGCAUUAGCAGCUAUUGAAUCUUUAGAGGCUGAGAAGAACAAAGAAGCUGAUACAAAGGAUGCGGACAAGUCGGCUGAUCCUUCUGAAAAGGACUCUGAUACAAAAGAUGUGGACAAGUCGGCUGAUCCCUCUGAAAAGGACUCUUGUUCGGGCCAUCCUGACAUGUUUGAAGAGAACUUUAAAGAGCUGAAGAAAUGGGUUGAUGUGAAGUCCUCUAAAUAUGGAACCCUCUUAGUAAUACGUGAGAGACGUUGCGGAAGGCUUGGAACAGCGCUAAAGGCUGCGACUGAUUUGAUUCAAGAGGAUGGGGAACCUCCCAAGAAGAAGCUUUAUGACUUGAAGAUUUCUUUGCUGGAGGAGAUCGGGUGGAAUCACUUGGUGAAAUACGAGAAAGAGUGGUUGAACGUGCGCUUUCCACCAAAUCUGCCUCUGUUUUGAAGGUUUGCCUCAUUUUCUUUUUGAGUCACACACCAUUGAAUAAGUGGCUCAGGUGUUAGGCUCUAUAUUCCAAGUGUUGAUUUCUACUAGGAUAGUUGAUUUGCUUUACAUUGUCCUAAUUUGUCAAUUACAUAAAAGUGGCCUGAUGCUAUGAUGCCAGGAUGCUAAUGACAAGUUCAUGAUUCCAAGGAAAAUAAAUAUUUUCAGUUUCUAUUGGUUGCUAGAGAAUCGAGCUCAACACUAAUCUGUACACUAAGUCUAUGCUUAUGAUUUCAUUUGUUUUUGCACUGAAUGAAAAGUUGAAAACAGAACAAGCUCAAUGAUUUACAAGACCCUAUUAAUAAAUAAAAGAUGUUAAAUAAGGGAAGCAAGUUCAAUC